AUGCAUGCUGCCCACGCUGCUGCCAAAGGGGAACCUCCGCGCGUCGGCGAAGAAGUGGCUGCAGGUGAUGCUGCACGUGUAGACAGCGGCCGCCUCGCGCCGCAGAGGACCCACGACGACGACGACGACCACCGCGAUGUUGCUGUGCUAGCCCCAGCUACUGAGCCUUCGCACAUCGCCCAGAAGCGAGACAAUAAUACCAGUCCUAAAUAUUCCUCUCGAGACGACGGACAGGAGGGUGUUGAUCAGCCUUUGCCUCAUGCAGCCACCGAGGAAGAAAGCUACGGCGCACAGCAGCCUACCCCUUCCGUCCCUUCCGUCCCUUCAGCCCCAUCCCGUCCCUUCCGCCCCCUCCGUCCCUGCCGCCCCUCCGUCCCUUCCGUCCCUUCCGUCCCUUCCGUCCCUGCCGUCCCUUCCGCCCCUGCCGCCCCUGCCGCCCCUGCCGCCCCUGCUUCUGUAAAAGCGACUGAGGCUGUGGGGAAGCGACCCAAGGAGCCACUAGCGGCGGCUAGAGCAAAGAAACCAACAACGGCAGCGACGCUUCCAAAAUUUACGGUUAGGAGCGCCGACAAGUUGCCUAGCGGAGAGGCGGUGAGGCACGAGGACGGUGACGCUGGCCCUGCGGGUGCGGUGGGCGUAAUCGAUGCGACGUCGGGUGCCGUUGCAGGUGAGGAGGUGACAUUGCCGCCAGUUCUUCCUACGCGGCCGACGUACGCAGGCAACCGUGGGUCGGGCCGUGCGCGAAAAGGGCCACAGCGCGUACAGUGCAAUGCGGCUGUGGUUCAGUUUGACUUCUCUCAGCUAUUCGGCUCGGCGGGGAAUCGGCAAGCACAAACGUACUAUCACCCAAACCAAAUAGGUCCCUUUUACUCCCCCAGGCGGGUCAACUCGCCCCAUGGAAGGGGGUGGCCGCAUGGAGCGGUGGAAAGUGAAAGGAUGUCUGGGCGGAUACCAGCCCAAGCUCGCGGCAGUGUUGGUGGUGCUGGUGCUGGUCCUGCUUUUGGGGCAGGUGCGGGCGAUAUUGGCGGUCCGGGGGGUGCACUUACUUCGACUCCGCCGCGUGCGCCUUCGCUGGCGUUCAACUGGUUGCCGUAUUUGCUCUCGCAGCGUUUUUCACCUUCAAAGGCGCCAGCGGGGCAGGAGGAAAAUGGUCUUGUCCUUGGCGGAACCACCUUGUUGGGGCGUCUGGGCGCAACGGCCCAUCAGCGCUCGCCGCGGCGGCCGCCACUGCCAACGGUGCAGUUUCCGCCACACGCGGCGCCGGGGGCGAGGCAGGGAACGACUGCCGCGAAUGCAGACCUGCCCUUCGUUAUGCGACACCGAACUUCACAUCUGCAUGGUUUGACGAUUUCUGGGCACAGGUACCUUGAGGCACACGCCGCCGCUGGCGGCGACACGUAUCAGCAGCAGUCUCUUUGCGACGGCUUUUCCGCGACGACAGAUCCGUAUUGGAGCUUCUUCCCUUCGACUGUAGAAAUCAUGACCGAUAUAUUGCGCCGAAGGCCCUCCCUCUGGCGUUUCAGGCGUGGCAGUCGUGGAGGAGAGAACUACGCCCCGGAGACGUUCUCCCAGGCUUGGAUGCGGCGAAGAAAUUCUAGGAGCCGACAGCCGCGAGGGGCGCUGGGCCGCUAUGGUCAAUCAACCCAUUUCCACUGGGCGCCGUUGGGCCGAUUCAACACGCAGGCGCUGGAGCCGCCGUCGGACAUCCGCAUUGGCGCCCAGCGAUACUCGAGCAUGGCGGCACGCGCGCUGGGGCGGCAAAGGUAUGCGAAACGGCCGCCUCGACCUUUGAGCUUCGUGAAGAAGGGCCUCUCCUCCAACCACCUGCACGACAAGCCCCAGUUGGAGUUUGUUCCUUUUCUAAUUCGAGGAUGGGGCGCGGAGUCCCGCCGAGAUGGGCGCGAGGGCAAUAGAUUCUCUCUCUCCAUCCAUCGUGGCUCAGUUGGUUCGUAG
This is a messenger RNA of Trypanosoma conorhini, 1953 nucleotides long. RefSeq lists its product as uncharacterized. Lineage: Eukaryota; Euglenozoa; Kinetoplastea; Trypanosomatida; Trypanosomatidae. The coding region runs from base 1 to 1953 and encodes 650 amino acids. The record is from RefSeq and is a predicted model, not a curated record. The transcript has a single exon.